AACGCGCAUUCGCACAUUCACAGCCGCAGGUAACACCUACCACUACCACCAAGCAACUGAAACACAGCAGAGAGAAAACAUUAUUACGAUUCACAAUCAGCGUGUCGCGCGCAAAACCCGUAACACCUUCGUACAGAUGUAUUAUUCACCGAGUUGUCGCCGUUCAAAUUAAAAGGAAAAUCGACGGCGACGGCGGGAACAAAAAACAACAGCAACAGCAGCAAAGCGCAGGAGAUUACAGGCGAAUCCACGCUGCGUUCGGAUCGCCGGGGACGGAACGGACGUUCGGCUGCUUGCGGAACGCACCCUGCUGCAGCGGCUGCGAGCGCAGCUCUGUAGCAGCAGCAGCAGCGGCAGCAGCAGCAUCAGCAGCCUGCUACUGCUGUGUUGCAGCAACUCGAGGAAGAAACUGGGACUCAUGGCAGUCGCGGACUCGUCUCUGCCGUCGUUCAACAACUUCUCGAGUCGGGAUAUCGGCGAUCGAUACCUUAGCAACAUGCUCACGCGCUGGAAGGUGGACAGCCCAGCUCCGGUCGAGCGCAAAGAGGACGACGACAUCGUGGACUUCAUCCUCGCCAACUCGCUCACUCCCAUCCCACCGCUCCCCCCAGCGCCGGGGGUAUCCUACCCCUUACCCGAUACCCCUGAGAGCUGUGGAGGAGGAGGAGGAGGUGGUGGCGGUGGUAGCGGCGGCGGCGUAUACUCGAGCUCCCAGCAUCAGUCAUCUCUGAACGGCAUGAGCGGCAUCGCCGGCACCGCGUGCGGCGGCGGCGGCGGCGGUUCGAGUCUGGUGGCUGAACUCUUCACGCCGGACCUGCCCUGCUCGUCUCAGUUCCCAGGCUUCGCCGAUUUCCACGCCAAUUUCGCCAUCAAGAUGGAGCCGGGAACCCUCGACGUGAGCUCUUGGGAAUCAACCUCGACAGCGAGCGCCCAGCACCAGCAAGUCCACCACCACCAUCACCACCAGCAGCAGCAUCAUCAUCAGCAGCAGCAGCAGCAACAGCAAGCGCCGUCCUUUCGCGUAAAAGUGGAACGCAGGGAGACGGCAUGUUACCAGCAGAAGCCGAGUGCAUCGUCUUCAUCGUCAACCUCCUUUCACCUCGCUUCGACACAAUCGCUGCCGUCCCACCUUCCCGAUCAGCGCAGUGCGCUACCACAAUACCUGGUCGCAGGUCAACAGCAGCAGCAACAUCAGCUGCACCUUCAGCAUCAUCAUCAACAACAGCAGCAGCAGUAUCAGCAGUACACGCUUCAGAGCUGCAGCUACAGCGGGCGCUACCCUCCGCCCUACCACACGCACAUGCAAAGCGUGGCCGGACUCCUGCAGCAGGUGACGUCCUCCGCGUCCACCGCGAACCCCUGCACGCCGCCCACGUCCCCCUCGCUGGGGGCUCGACCCGCGGGCUCUGCGGCGUCGGCGGUCGCCGCGGGGACCGGCGAGGCCGAAGCGAGGCCCCGCCGAGGGCGGAGGGCGCAAGGUGGUCGCAGGAGGUUGGCGUGCCACACGUGCGAGUUCCCGGGGUGCGGCAAGACUUACACCAAGAGCUCGCACCUCAAAGCUCACCUGAGGACACACACAGGCGAGAAGCCGUACCACUGCACGUGGGAAGGCUGCGGUUGGAAAUUCGCGCGCUCCGACGAACUGACCCGCCACUUCCGCAAGCACACAGGGAUUUAGGCCCUUCCAGUGCCACCUGUGCGAGAGGGCCUUCUCUAGGUCGGACCACCUGGCCCUUCACAUGAAGCGCCACACGUGAGGAUGAAGGUCCCGCGCCACGCCUGCCCGCCCUUUAAACUCACCCCUACUCCAUCCCCGUCUAUAUCCUCCCCCAUCCCGUCUUCCAUGGACGCUGCCUGAUUUAAGUUGUCACCACUGGACCAGUGAGACGCCUUAAGACUUACGUUCUCAGUAAGAUUCGAUAUCUAUUAUAAAUAAUUUAGUGUAAGAGAAUUUUUUUUGACACAUGUCUGCAUUGCAAAAGAGAUUUUUGCAUCUCGAUGGGAAGUCUCUUCCAGUAAGGACUCCAUUGCCUUAUCGUAAUGUUUUUUGUAUAUAAUGUUUAAAAAAACAAAACUUGUAAAUAUGAAAAAGACGACUCUGCCAUCCCCUGUUGAGGUUCUUUUGUUGAAUUGGUUAAAUUCACAACACGCUUUGGGGGUUCUGAUUCGCUUGUCUGAUGUUUGUGUCCGGUGCUUCUGCAAUACCCAUUGAGACACAACGCAACGUCUUUAUUAUUCAUACCGGUCGGGUGUUCACGGCCGUGCUGUGGUCACCUCUCCGAUGCGCGACUCCGGGUUGUGCACCGCGUGUUGUUCGGGCACGAUGUCCGACGUUUCGCUUCAUCAAGAAGUGAAUUCUCUUAGAGGACGCCGAACGACACACGCAUGGGUACAUAUCCAAACACAGCAGAGUUCCAUACAUACACAAACAACAACAACAACAACCGCCUUUCACCACUAAGUGGUGGUGAUGCUUGUGCCAUGCUAGAUGCACUUGCACACACAUAUAUACACACGGGGAGCCGUCAAAUCCACGUAUGAAUAUGGCUCAUGACGGUUACUCGGGAUGCAAUUGUGUAUCGAGCAGCCAAACGUAUAAUUUUUAACUCCACCAUAUCACACAGCGAUACGUGUGAAUAUAAAUGUCAUUUUAAUCCUGAUGGGUUCCAUUCACGCGAGCACUGCAGCCGCUGGAGGCCGCUAUAAUUCACCGCGAUGUAAAAACAACAAGAACAAAAAUAUCUAAUCGAUGUUACGCAUAUCGAACCGCUGAACCGAAUCCGUAGGAUUCAUCGAAUCGCCGGCGAAUCGAAAGUUACACCUCGAGUGAGAACGUAUGUGUGGCGCUGAAGGCAGCGGGUCAAAUUCUUAUCACAGUUGACGAGUCUCUGCGGUGUUUUAAAACAAAACGAUGACAAAUCUCAUACGCCUUUUGAAUGCCCCCGUGUGUGUACGCGUGUGUGAGUGUGUGUGUUUGUCUCGGUGUCCCAGUGUGGCACAGUACGAGCGAGCAGUGUUUUGAGUAAUUGUAGACGAGACUUAACAUAAAAAACCGUGCCUUCUCCAAUAGUGUCCCAGCGGUUCACAGCCAUAGCAAUGUGGAGUGGGGGUGGGGGGAGUGAGGAAUCUGCGAGUAUAAAUAUAUGUAGAGCACCAGCGAGGCGGAGCGCUGCUCCAUUUGUACGCAGCACACCACGUGGUCUGUUGCACAGGCAGCUUAUUCGGUUUCUUCUUAGUACGUACAAUGAUGCUGCUUUAAUGCAGCAUCAUUGUACGUUUUGUUUUCACGAGUGUCUGUGAUUUAUAUAUAUAUAUUUUAUAAUGAAGGCGCUGGGAUACUGGAAAAGAAAAAGAAAGUAUUUGGAAAGACAAUUACUUGAAGUGUCGCGUGCACAGGGUAUGGCUACGGAGAGGUGUUGAUGUUGUUGCCACUUUGCGCGCCGCUUUCGCAACGAAGGGGGCGCUUCAUUUCAGCCGGAACUGUCCCACCGGGGGAUUCAGUCCCCGGGAAAUAUUCAUAUUCACCCCCCCCCCCCUAAAAAAAAACUGAAAUGAAGCACUGCGGUAAGGUUUAUGAACGCGUGUCUUCUAUAUUGUUUAAAGAUGUAGUGCCCAAAACGGUAACCAAGACGGGUUCACUGGUGUUAACGGACGACACUGUACAAUCAAUAACAAAAACACAAUCGUUUAUAUAUAUAUUUUUUCCCUUUUUACUGUCAAAGUAAUGUCCCACCGUUAGAAAAUUCUGCAAUCGGUCAACCGGUAGGUCGCGUGUGAGUGGGUGGGGUAAAAUGUGGGCAUCCUCCCCACCCCCCACCUCUUCCAAGACGUGACCAGCGUGGAAGGUUAGUCCCCCAAAAAAAUCCAUUUUCGAUCCUUGUGCCAGUAAGUGGCUGCACCUCCUAAGAAUUACCCCCUCCCCACCUCCCCCCACUCCUGCCCAGAGGGUGGGGGUCAGGGAGUGCGCGGCGCCUUACGGAAUUUAAAUCUCCGUCUUUUGUGAAGCACCGUGGCUCUGUCACUGGAGGACCCUACGAACAUGACAAUGGUAUCAAUUAAUUCGCUACCUACCGGCUCGCGGGGAGGCCAUAAGCGCAGUUACACCGCCUGCGCACUCAAUAACUACCUUCUGGCCAUUGCUGCAUUACUUUUAAUUUCGUUCACCUGAACCCUCGAUCAAAGGCCGUUCGGUAUCAAUUGAAAUACCACACUGCAUCCCCUUGGGGCCUUUAACAACCUCAAUGAUGGUAACGAUAAUAAUACCAACAACGAUAAUGAUGAUUAUAACAAUACUAACAAAUGCGCAUCUACGUAGACGCAGCGGCGGCAUUGCUGCUCUGCAGAGUCCUGCCCGCUGCCACGCGUGUUCCCAUCGCCACGCACAAGCAACACACGACGGGACAAUUGUGUUGCACAAACACAAUCGUCGCUUACAGAAGGGGCGAACGCGACUUCGCGCCGGCGUGCGCUGUAGAGGUUUUUUUUUACCAACCGCCCCUUUGUUUUUUUUCUUUUACAAAAGGAAUAAUAAAAUAAAUUAAAUAUAAAUAAACAUCCCACAAUAAACAUCCCGCGACGCGGAGCGGACACACUGCUAAUCAUUUACAAACUUUUUUUUUUAAACCUGCGCAAGGUACAAUGGUGGCUACUUCCCACCUCCUUUCCAACGAUCGUGGAAGAGUAGACCACAUACCGUCUAGAGAGGAACUCUCCAUCCGCCAGCAGUGGCGUGAGUGAGCAAUUGCAGUCACUGCGCCUUAACCGAUACCUGCGCGCUCACAACUCGCGCGCACACACCUGUGUUGCGAGAGGCGGGUUUAUUACAGCCGCAGGCUGAAAGGUGAUGGUGCCAGGAUCGACUGGGUCUGGCCGGUUUAAUUGGAUUCCGGCUGACACAAGAAUCCCGUCUCCAUUUAACAGCCGAACAGAUCGCCCGUCUCCGUCGUUUCAGACGGAGUGCUCUUACCAAUAACAUCUGGGAAACCGGCAGCAUUGGUUUGAACAAGUCCUGACUCUGCUGAUGAGACGCGCAAAGGUCGAACGCGGUUCAGAGUUUGCUUGCGUUUAACACAACGUUGCCGGCCCACGUUGGGGUGCUUUAAAUAAAACGCACGUAUAACAACAAUAUAGAUUUAAUCUUGAUUUUAAUCUUGAUUUAUCGGUGGAGACAACGGGAUUCUGUACAUCAGUCUUCUACACUCGCCAGUCUAUCGAGGCCCGGUUUCGUUGGGUGUCGGCCUUUCCUCUACGAUUCUUGGCACGUAUUCAUCACCGCUCAAGAACAACGUGUUGGUGUAUUUCUGCCGUUGUUGUUAACGUGGUUUCACGUCUCUCUUGUCAAGUAAAAACAAAAAAAAGACUGGGUACGUUUUGUAAUAAUACGUUUUUUUUAUUUUUUACCAGUUCCUGUCGAUCAAAUGUAUAUUUCUGUGUUGUGGCAAUGCAAUGCGCGUGACCGGGUAGAGGAGUUGCUCUGGCGUCUAACGUUGAGUGAACGUUUCGUGACGGACGUUGAACGUGCGAAACGCGCAGGAGAUGUUUUGCUGUUGCUACGCGUUACAUCGUUGAGUUCGCCGAUCUUUACGCAGAGAGGAAUAUGACUUCGCGUUUGAAGCUUUCGUGACUGCAAGGAUUCAUACUCUUAGUUUUUUCGGUAAAGUCACGUAGGUAAAAAAUGAAAUUAAAAUUAAUAAAAAUAAAAUAGUAAUAAAAAUCACUAUUAUUAUUUUAUUUUUUAUAAAUUUUAAUUUCAUUUUUUACCUACGUGACUUUACCCAAAAAACUAAGAGUAUGACUUCGCGUGUUUAAAAAAAAAAAUUCUUCUCGGGGAGGGAGGAGGUGUAAGCUAUGGAGAAUGUAUAUCCAGUCGAUUCGCUACUGUGUUGAGCACCGUGUGCCUUUUUUUGGGGGGGAAGCGGACAGGGGGGGGGGGUUGCUAUCUCUAAAAAAAUCUAAUAAAAACGCUCAUUGUUGUACAAGCACAAAUAAUUGAAACAAACUUACGUACAACUUUAAAAUUCACAUUGCCUUAAACCAGCGUGGUGAAGUAUGGUCAAACCAAACUAACUCGCCGUGCGCCACGCACAACUUGGGGUGUUGGUAGGGUGGGGAGAAAGAGGCCUUCAUCCAGCAGUGCUUUUUAAUAGAGGGCUGUAAAUUAUUACAAUUGUUACUUUUUGAUACACGGUAUAGGAAGUAGAUAGUGCGUUCGUUUACAUAGGUUCUGACACACGGUGCCCGAAUGCUCACAAAGCCUUGCUGUUGUCGUCAAUUUGCUUGAGUCGUCACUUAUCAUUGCAGUGUGCUGGGUGCAGGGCGCGCAGUGCUUUGGUUUGACAGGGAGUGGGGUGCUUGAGCCCAUGAGCUGGGCUUUCUGUCGUGUCACUGGGGGGGCCCCCUUGAACCUCUCCCCUCCUGCACAAUAUUGCCCCCCCCCCUCCCCCGCCCGCAUCACCACAGACAUCUUCCAUGUGGCUCCACGUUCACGUCUCGAGCCAAAAGGUAUCUAUCGAAUGAGCUCUCGGACUCUCGUGCAAUAAUAAUUAUAAUAGAUAAUGUUAUUUCUGUCUCACGGGGCCUUUAUGAUCAACAUCUAUUGUAUACAGUAGAGAUGGUCGCUGUUAUUUAUAUAUAGUAUAUGCGUGUGUGCAAAUUAUAGUUCUAUUGAAUUAUCGCGGUAGCUUUAAUACAAACGGUAUACGCUGUACAGAAGAGCAUUUUUUGUUUGUUUGUUU
Messenger RNA from Lethenteron reissneri (Far Eastern brook lamprey), 6734 nucleotides. Its product is annotated as Kruppel-like factor 2. Gene Ontology annotation, biological process: regulation of transcription by RNA polymerase II. Lineage: Eukaryota; Metazoa; Chordata; Hyperoartia; Petromyzontiformes; Petromyzontidae. The record is from RefSeq and is a predicted model, not a curated record. Gene Ontology annotation, molecular function: DNA-binding transcription factor activity, RNA polymerase II-specific; RNA polymerase II cis-regulatory region sequence-specific DNA binding.